Gongylonema pulchrum is the source of this 342-nucleotide messenger RNA. NCBI's taxonomy places the organism in Eukaryota, Metazoa, Nematoda, Chromadorea, Rhabditida, Gongylonematidae. The record is from the annotation of a GenBank genome assembly.
AUUAACGUUUUGGAACGUAUUUGCCGUUUUGUGCCGAACAUCGCAGACAUCGCAACGCUUUCUUGUCUGCACAGUGACUGCAAGGAAAAACUGCCAUUUUCGUCGGUAUAUACCUUGGCCUAUCACCUCACCGUCAAGCAUAACAGCCGCUCGAAGAUCGACAAACAAAUUCCAUGCAUUUUAUGCGAUUUUUCUUCACAUGUCUACACAGCACUGAUCGAACAUUUGAAAUCAAAGCACGACGAGUACUACACCGAGCAUAUUUCUGCGCGUGCGAAAAUGGAUGAAGUUAAUAAACGAGGACGUAAAGGAAAACAGGCAAAGGUUUGUUCACUUUGUUGA